Molecule: messenger RNA, 6175 nt
Organism: Rhinichthys klamathensis goyatoka
Lineage: Eukaryota; Metazoa; Chordata; Actinopteri; Cypriniformes; Leuciscidae
Gene: myh9a
Product: myosin, heavy chain 9a, non-muscle
Exons: 41
Coding region: 189-6074 (1961 amino acids)
Cellular component (GO): myosin complex
Molecular function (GO): actin filament binding; ATP binding; cytoskeletal motor activity
Source: RefSeq, a predicted model, not a curated record
GGGAGUUUGCUGAGAGAAGUGAGAGGAAACUAGGGAGCAGGACGCCGAUGAACAAGCAGGAAAGUAUCACAAACCCCAGCGAUUUUCGGAUACAUUUGUCUCAGCUGUGUCAUUCUUCCUAAGGACAAAAUUAGAAGAUUUGGCAUUGGGUCUUCUCAACAAACGGCGCCUGAGGGAAAAGAGUCAAAAUGUCAGACGCAGAGAAGUUCCUCUAUGCCGACCGCAACACUAUCAACGACCCUUUGGCGCAGGCAGACUGGUCCUCUAAGAAGCUGGUAUGGGUUCCCUCAGAGAAGCUCGGCUUUGAGGCCGGCUCCGUCAAAGAGGAGACUGGAGAUGAGUGUCUUGUGGAGCUGGCUGACUCAGGCAAGAAGAUCAAGGUGAGCAAGGAUGACAUCCAGAAGAUGAACCCACCCAAGUUCAGCAAGGUGGAGGAUAUGGCGGAGCUCACCUGCCUGAAUGAAGCUUCUGUUCUGCACAACCUGAGGGAGAGAUACUACUCGGGGCUCAUCUAUACAUACUCUGGGCUCUUCUGUGUGGUAAUAAACCCAUAUAAGCAUCUGCCCAUCUACACGGAGGAGAUCGUAGAGAUGUACAAAGGCAAGAAGAGGCAUGAGAUGCCCCCUCAUAUCUACGCCAUCACAGAUACGGCCUACAGGAGUAUGAUGCAGGAUCGUGAGGAUCAGUCCAUAUUGUGCACGGGUGAAUCUGGUGCUGGAAAAACUGAAAACACCAAAAAAGUCAUUCAGUACCUUGCUCAUGUAGCAUCAUCCUUCAAAACAAAGAAAGAUCAAAGCAGUGUCACCCUGUCACAUGGUGAGUUGGAAAAACAGUUGCUUCAGGCCAACCCAAUUCUUGAGGCCUUUGGCAAUGCCAAGACAGUGAAGAACGAUAAUUCUUCUCGAUUUGGAAAGUUUAUCAGGAUCAACUUUGAUGUCAAUGGUUACAUCGUUGGAGCCAAUAUUGAGACCUAUCUUUUAGAGAAGUCUCGUGCGAUCAGGCAGGCCAAAGAUGAGCGGGCCUUCCAUAUUUUCUAUUACUUGCUAUCAGGAGCAGGAGACAAAUUGCGUGCUGAGCUGUGCCUAGAGGACUACAAUAAGUACCGUUUCCUGUUGAAUGGAAAUGUAACUAUCACUGGACAACAGGAUAAAGAACUGUUUGCUGAAACCAUAGAUGCCUUCAGGAUUAUGGGCAUUCCUGAGGAGGAGCAGACAGGUCUUUUGAAGGUGGUGUCUGCUGUGCUGCAGCUUGGAAACAUGAGUUUUAAGAAGGAACGCAACUCUGACCAAGCCUCCAUGCCAGAUGACACAGCUGCCCAAAAGGUGUCCCAUCUUUUGGGCAUGAAUGUGACCGAUUUCACACGUGCCAUUCUCACACCACGCAUCAAAGUGGGCCGUGAUUGCGUUCAGAAGGCACAGAGUCAGGAACAGGCUGAGUUUGCGGUGGAAGCCCUGGCCAAAGCCACGUAUGAGAGGCUGUUUCGCUGGUUGGUUUUGCGCAUCAACAAAGCUUUAGACAAGACAAAGCGUCAGGGUGCUUCUUUUAUCGGAAUCCUGGACAUCGCUGGAUUUGAGAUCUUCGAGCUGAACUCAUUUGAGCAGCUCUGCAUCAACUACACCAACGAGAAGCUUCAGCAGCUGUUCAACCACACCAUGUUCGUCCUGGAGCAGGAGGAGUACCAGCGUGAAGGCAUUGAAUGGAGCUUCAUCGACUUUGGCCUUGACCUGCAGCCCUGCAUUGAACUCAUUGAGAAGCCUACUGGUCCUCCAGGAAUCCUGGCUCUGUUGGAUGAGGAGUGCUGGUUUCCCAAAGCCACAGACAAAUCCUUUGUGGAGAAAGUAGUCCAGGAAUUGGGCAACAACCCAAAAUUUCAAAAGCCCAAGAAGCUCAAAGAUGAUGCUGACUUCUGUAUCAUUCACUAUGCUGGCAAAGUUGAUUACAAGGCUACUGAAUGGCUAAUGAAAAACAUGGACCCUCUGAAUGACAAUGUGGCAACUCUGCUUAACCAGUCAUUGGACAAGUUUGUCUCUGAGCUCUGGAAAGAUGUGGACCGAAUUGUGGGAUUAGACAAAGUGGCUGGAAUGGCUGAAUCAUUGCAUGGAGCCGUCAAGACUCGUAAGGGAAUGUUCCGUACAGUAGGACAACUGUACAAAGAGCAGCUAACAAAUCUGAUGACCACCCUCAGAAAUACCAACCCUAACUUUGUCCGAUGCAUAAUCCCCAACCAUGAGAAGAAGGCUGGUAAAUUGGCACACAACCUGGUUCUAGAACAACUAAGAUGUAAUGGAGUUCUAGAAGGAAUUCGGAUCUGUAGACAAGGGUUCCCCAACCGCAUUGUCUUCCAAGAGUUCAGACAAAGAUAUGAGAUUCUCACGCCAAAUGCCAUCCCCAAGGGCUUUAUGGAUGGGAAGCAGGCCUGUGUCCUCAUGAUCAAGGCCCUGGAGCUGGAUUCGAACUUGUACCGUAUAGGUCAAAGUAAAGUGUUCUUCAGGGCUGGCGUUCUUGCCCACCUGGAAGAGGAGAGAGAUAUGAAGAUCACUGAUGUCAUUAUCACCUUCCAGGCCUGGUGUAGAGGCUAUGUUGCUAGGAGAGCCUUUGCUAAGAGGCAGCAGCAACUGAAUGCCAUGAGGGUGAUCCAGAGGAACUGUGCAGCCUAUUUGAAACUCAGAAAUUGGCAUUGGUGGCGACUCUUUACCAAGGUAAAGCCUUUACUGCAGGUGACCAGACAAGAAGAGGAAAUGGUCGCUAAGGAGGAAGAGUUGGUCAAGAUGAAGGAGAGACAGCAGGAGGCUGAAGACCUGCUGAAGGAGUUUGAGACCAAACAACAACAGAUAAAUGCAGAGAAGAUGGCUCUUCAGGAGCAGUUGCAGGCGGAGACCGAACUGUGUCAAGAGGCUGAAGAGAUGAGGGCGCGUCUUGCUGCACGCCUGAAUGAGCAGGAGUAUGUCAUGCAUGACCUGGAGUCCCGCUUGGAAGAAGAGGAGGAGAAAGUCACACAGUUUCAAAUGGAGAAGAAAAAGAUGCAACAAAACAUUUCGGAUCUGGAGCAGCAACUGGAUGAAGAGGAGGCUGCCAGACAGAAGCUGCAAUUGGAGAAAGUCACCAUGGAUUCCAAGAUGAAGAAGAUUGAGGAGGACAUUAUGGUUCUUGAUGACCAAAACGCCAAACUUUCCAAGGAGAAAAAGCAGCUGGAGGAGAGAGUCUCUGAGUUCACCACUAACCUGGCUGAAGAGGAAGAGAAAUCCAAGAGUUUGCAGAAACUCAAGAACAAACAUGAGGCAAUGAUUACUGACCUGGAGGAUCGUUUAAGGAAGGAAGAGAAGACGAGGCAAGAGUUGGAGAAGAACAGGCGAAAGUUGGAGGGCGACUCUACAGAGCUGCAUGAUCAGAUCGCAGAGCUUCAGGCUCAGAUUGCAGAGCUCCGUGCCCAACUGGCCAAGAAAGAGGAAGAGCUCCAGGCUGCACUCGCGAGGAUUGAAGAGGAAGCUGCUCUGAAGAAUGCUGCCCAGAAAAACAUUCGUGAGCUUGAGGCCCAGCUCUCAGAGUUGCAGGAAGAUCUGGAGCUGGAGAAAGCUGCCCGUGCUAAAGCCGAGAAACACCGCAGGGACCUGGGAGAGGAGCUAGAAGCUCUGAAGACAGAACUUGAGGACACGCUGGACUCUACUGCUGCUCAGCAAGAACUCAGGACAAAGAGAGAGACUGAAGUGACUCUGCUGAAGAAGACUCUGGAAGAUGAGGCUCGUUCACAUGAACAGAUGCUAGGUGAAGUGCGACAGAAACACAACCAGGCCUUUGAGGAACUCAAUGAACAGCUUGAACAGUCCAAGAGGAAUAAAGCAUCUGUGGAAAAAGCAAAACAGGCUCUGGAGAGUGAACGCAGUGAGCUUCAGAUUGAACUUCAGUCAUUGUCCCAAGGUAAAAAUGAGUCUGAGCACCGCAGGAAGAAAGCUGAAUCACAGCUCCAGGAGCUGCAAGUCAAACACGUAGAGAGUGAGAGACAGAAACAGGAACUGGCUGAUAAAGUGGCUAAAAUGCAGGUGGAGCUUGAUGCUCUUCAUGGAACCCUAAGCAAGGUGGAGAGCAAAUCCAUCAAAGCUGCCAAAGAUUGUUCUACUGUUGAAUCUCAACUUAAAGACGUGCAGGCGUUGCUGGAGGAGGAGACCAGGCAGAAGCUUGCGCUCUCUACUCGUCUUCGGCAAAUGGAGGAUGAACAGAACAACCUGAAAGAGAUGCUGGAGGAGGAAGAGGAGAGCAAGAAAAAUGUUGAGAAGCAGCUAUACACUGCUCAAGCUCAGUUGGCAGAGAUGAAGAAAAAGGUUGAGCAAGAGGCCCAAAGCCUGGAGAGCUUAGAGGAUGGGAAAAAGAAAUUGCAGAGAGAGGCGGAAGGCAUCAUGCAGCAGUUGGAGGAGAGGAAUGCUGGCUACGAUAAACUGGAGAAGACCAAGACCCGUCUACAGCGGGAGCUAGAUGAUGUCCUGGUAGACCAAGAUCAUCUGCGUCAGACCGUUCAGGAGCUGGAACGCAAGCAGAAAAAGUUUGACCAGAUGCUGGCUGAGGAGAAGAGUGUCUCUCUGAAGUACGCUGAGGAAAGGGAUCGUGCCGAGGCAGAGGCCCGUGAGAAAGAGACCAGAACUCUGACUCUGACCCGAGAGCUAGAGGCCAUUACUGAUUUGAAGGAUGAACUGGAGCGGGUCAACAAGCAGCUCAGAACUGAGAUGGAGGACCUGAUGUCAUCCAAGGAUGACGCUGGCAAGAGUGUGCAUGAGCUUGAGCGGGCCAAGCGAGGAAUGGAACAGCAGUUGGAGGAAAUGAAGACUCAGCUAGAGGAAUUGGAGGAUGAACUGCAGCUCACGGAAGAUGCCAAACUGCGCCUGGAGGUCAACAUGCAGGCCAUGAAGGCUCAGUUUGACCGAGACCUGCAGGGCAGAGAUGAGCAGGGUGAGGAGAAACGGAAGCAGCUAGUCAAACAGGUGCGUGAGAUGGAGAUGGAGCUUGAGGAUGAGCGGAAACAGCGGGUUCAGGCCGUAUCUGUGCGCAAGAAGCUUGAGCUGGAUCUGGCGGAGUUGGCUGCUCAGAUCGACUCCUCCAACAAGGCUCGAGAUGAGGCCCUCAAACAGCUCAAGAAACUACAGGCCCAGAUGAAAGAACAGCUGAGAGAGUUUGAGGAACUGCGUCUAUCCAGAGACGAAGUUCUUAACCAGGCCAAAGAAAACGAGCGCAAGAUCAAGAGCAUGGAGGCUGAGGUUAUUCAGCUACAUGAGGAUCUGGCUGCUGCUGACAGAGCAAAGAGACAAAUCCAGCAAGAACGAGAUGAGCUACAGGAUGAGAUCAAUAGCCAGAAUUCCAAGAACUCACUGAGCAGCGACGAGAGGAGGAGAAUUGAGGCACGUAUUGCUCAGCUUGAGGAGGAACUUGAGGAAGAACAUCUCAACGUUGAGCUGGUCAAUGAUCGACUGAAGAAAGCAACACUGCAGGCUGAACAGGUUACAGUGGAGUUGUCUGCAGAGCGUGGUAAUAGCCAGCGUCUGGAGGGUUUGCGCUCUCAGCUGGACCGCCAGAACAAGGACCUAAAGCAGAAGCUUCAGGAGUUGGAAGUAGCUGUAAAGAGCAAGUACAAGUCCACCAUUGCUGCACUGGAGGCCAAGAUCCCACAGCUCGAAGAGCAGUUGGAUAUUGAGAUGAAGGAGAGGCAGCAGUCCACUAAACAGGUGCGACGUGUGGAGAAGAAACUCAAAGAGGUGUUACUGCAGGUUGAGGACGAGAGACGCAAUGCUGAUCAAUUCAAAAAUGAGUCUGAGAAGCUGAACACUCGUAUGAAGCAGUUGAAGAGGCAGCUAGAGGAGACCGAGGAGGAAGCGGCUCGAGCUAAUGCCUCCCGCAGGAAGAUGCAGAGAGAGCUGGAAGAUGCCACGGAGUCCGCUAAUGCUAUGAACCGAGAGGUCAGCACCCUAAAGAACAAACUCAGGCGUGGAGAUUUCACUGUCAAUGUACGCCGUGCAGUUGGACGCGCUGGUGUGGAAAGUGAUGAGGAGAACGAUUUGAAAAGCGAGGGAUCAGAGCCAACUCCUGAGUAAAGUUCAGUGUAUGAAAGCUGAGCCCAUAACAGAUUAGCUAUUUUCCUCCAAGCUUGUCUUGUCUGUCUAAAUGAUUUUUGUAUUCUCUGAAGGCAACUGUA